AUGCCUGCGCCAGGCGACCAAUACAACGGCGGCAACGUCAAGAACCCAUUCGAAGAACGCGUCGUGAACGGCUUCACCGCGACGGAAAUCGCGACAUUACAGAGUAGAUUGAACAAGCAACUCGGGCCGGAAUAUAUUUCGCAAAGACCCGGAAAUGGUGGUGGUAAAGUGGCGUACUUGGAGGGGAACAAGGCGAUAGCACUUGCGAAUGAGGUCUUCGGAUUCAACGGAUGGUCGAGCUCGCUUGGACAAGUGCAGAUUGAUUAUGUUGAUGAGCUUCAGAAUGGCAAGGUCAACUUGGGUCUCUCAAUAGUAGUGAGGAUCACACUCAAAGACGGCACCUAUCACGAGGAUAUUGGCUAUGGUUCAAUUGAGAACGGCAAGGGUAAAGCAGCGUCGUUUGAGAAGGCAAAGAAAGAGGCGGCAACAGAUGGACUGAAACGCUCAUUGCGCACUUUUGGCAAUGUCCUCGGCAACUGCUUAUACGACAAGGAGUAUCUCAAGAAAGUCCAGGCUAUGAAGGUCAAGCCUAUCAAAUUUCAAGAGGACAACCUACACCGCCACGUCGACUUUGCACCGCCACCCAAGCCUGAGCAACAAGCGAUGGUCAAGCCUGAGCCACAGAGAACACCUGUUCGUCCGAACCAAGUCCUCCGAACACGUACAGAGCAGCUCAACAACGAGUCGUUUGGUGCUGACUUUGACGACGAUGCCGAUGAGAACUUGUUCGAUGGAGUAGAUGUUACCGAGGGUCAUGGGGACGAGUUCUCGCUAUCGGAUACUGUAUCUGCUCCUGAUACCACAGGACCACGAGCUAUUGAAGUAGCCAAAUCGAACGGCGUAUCUUCUGCUCGUACAUCGCCCACCCGAAAUACGGUACCUCCUAGACAGCCCAACGUUAGACCUGUGCAAGCGGGUCGCGGCCAGCCUCCAGCGCAAAAGCAGCAACCAAAUCAAGGCCCUGGAAGGCCUCCACCUCCCAUGCAAAACGAAAAACAGCCACAGACACCAGUUCAGCAGCAACCGCGCCCUGUACAGAAUGGUGGACCUCUCCGGCCAACACCUCCUCAAGCACAACAACAACCCAACCAACAGCUCCCAGGACCGCAAGCCCAGAGCACAACAACACCAGCCACAAAUGCACCACCUCCCAACCGACCCCCCGUAGGCUUUGUAACCUCCCGCGCUGCCGAACUCCUCCAAUCCGCCGACGCAAACUCAUUCAGCAGGCUCCCCUCAUUCAACCCGAACGCCGAAUCCCCCAUACCAAAAGAACAACGCACCCCCGGCGUCGACCACGCCAGCAGCAGACCCAUCAAACGCGACGCCGUCAACGCCCCUCCUCCACCCCAACCUCCGCCCCAACGUCCCGGUGUAUCAACAACGGGCUCUUUCAACCGCCCAAACAUAGUGAACCCGCACCUCGACGCCAACCGCCGCAUCGGCGCCCCCAGUUAUGCCAUGAGUCCUAGUGCGAAUCGUGGAGCGUACAAACCGCCUACGUUUGCCAAUGCCAAUGCCAAUGCCAAUGCCAAUGCCAAUGCCAAUGCCAACGCAAACACAAACGCGACAAAUGGUGCGGGUGUCAAACGAGAGAGGGCAGCGUUGCAGGACGUCAGCAAUGUGAAUUUUGGGGCGAAUGCGGCGGCUGAAGGCCCAGACCCGAAGAAACCGAGGGUUGAGGCGAAUGCGCCUAAUGGGACUGAGAAUGCGGCUGUCGUUAAUCCAUGA
Pyrenophora tritici-repentis Pt-1C-BFP is the source of this 1731-nucleotide messenger RNA. Lineage: Eukaryota; Fungi; Ascomycota; Dothideomycetes; Pleosporales; Pleosporaceae. The record is from RefSeq and is a predicted model, not a curated record.